AUGAGUGCAUUUACGCUUUCUCAGGCGGGAGUGGGCCUGCUGGGCUCCUUGGCUCAAUCCGCCCCCGCCGCGAUCGCCGCGAUGCGCCUCGUCCCCGCGGCGUCGCGUAUGUUCGCGUCGAGCUCCGACAGAAGCAGGAGCACCCCCACGCGCUCGCCGGAGCUCUUCGCGUCGACGUUCGGCGACAUCGACGCGACGGACUACAGCGACGCAGCGCGACCCGUGCAGAACUUCCUCGGGCUCGGGUCCGUCCACAUGCCGCAGGCCCUCAACACGGAGGAGCCCUGCACCGUCACCAUCGCGGGCGGCGGCAACUCCGCGCACGUCGCCGCGGCGGUGCUCGGAAGCAACCCCUCCUUCCAGGUCCGCAUGUGGAGCACCCUCGACGGCGAAGCAGCCCGCCUCAAUCACGCCAUUAAGAGCUCGGGCGGCCUGAUACGCUGCUCAUACAGCGACGGGAAGCCGCCCACUUCGGGGCGCGUGGCCUUCGCGACCGCGGACCCCGCCGAGGCGCUCGAGGACACCGACAUGCUCCUCCUCACCGCGCCGUCGUACACCCACGCGCAGUUCCUCCGCCACGCCGCGCCGCACCUGCCCCGCGAGGGCCUCUACAUCGGCGCCACGGUCGCGCAGGCCGGGUUCGACUGGAUGGUCCACCGCGCCCUCCGCGACGCCGACGUGCCGCUCCCCGAGGCGCUCACCAUCUUCGCGUUCGAGAUCCUGCCGUGGAUCUGCCGCCUCGACGAGUUUGGCAAGAGCGUGCGCGUGCUCGGGACGAAGCGCGCGCUCGACAUGGCCGUCGAGCCGCGCGUGUACGGCCCCGCGGUCGCGGACAUGAUGACCGCGCUCUUCGCCGAGCCCGUCUGCCGCAAGUACCCGGGGGGCCUCCGGCGCAUGUCGCACCACGCCUACCCCAAGUUCGCCGCAGUGCCGUCCUUCAUGGGCCUCAGCCUCAUGAACGUCGGCGCCGUGUGGCACCCGUGCCUCAUGUACGGCCGCUUCAAGGACUGGGACAAGUCCACGCCCUUCCAGGAGCACCUCCGCCUGUCGAAGCAGAUUGAGCCCGCCACCUCCCAGCUCCUCAACAGCGUGUCCGUCGAGAUCCUGGCGAUCCGCGCGGCGCUCGAGGACCGCGACCCGACCAUGGACCUCACGAACGUGUCGCACAUCUUCGACUGGAUCCUCCGCGCGUACCCGGGGGACAUGGCCGACACCUCCGGGCUGGCGCGCGCCAUCGAGACCAACGCCGCGUGGCGCACGCUGCGGCACCCCAUGAUCCAGCGCGACGGCGGGUGGUUCCCGGACAACGCCUCCGCGUACUUCUCAGAGGACAUCCCGUGCGGCCUGGUGCCCAUCCGCGGGCUGGCACAGCUCCUUGACGUGCCGACGCCGCACAUCGACGAAGUGCUGACGUGGUGCCAGGACAUGAUGGGGAAGGAGUACCUCGUCGACGGGCAGCUCGUGGGCCGCGACGUGCGCGAGACGCGGGCCCCGCAGGCGUACGGCGUCACCUGCGUGCGCUCCCUGCGCAGCGUCGUGAGCGCGCCCGUGGCGCAGACGGCCGGCGGGUACAGCGGGAUCUGA
Messenger RNA from Pedinophyceae sp. YPF-701, 1584 nucleotides. The record is from the annotation of a GenBank genome assembly. NCBI's taxonomy places the organism in Eukaryota, Viridiplantae, Chlorophyta, Pedinophyceae.